GAAGAAAUAAGGGAUCUGCUCAGCAAAGACUCAAAAACUCGUCUUGAGCUGAAGGAAAGACCAGAUGUGGGAGUGUAUGUCAAGGAUCUGUCAUCAUUCGUGACCAAAUCUGUUGAAGAAAUUCAGCAUGUUAUGUCGGUGGGGCAUGCGAAUCGCUCAGUUGGGUAA
Messenger RNA from Anisakis simplex (herring worm), 168 nucleotides. The record is from the annotation of a GenBank genome assembly. NCBI's taxonomy places the organism in Eukaryota, Metazoa, Nematoda, Chromadorea, Rhabditida, Anisakidae.